This is a messenger RNA of Drosophila kikkawai, 4254 nucleotides long. The record is from RefSeq and is a predicted model, not a curated record. Lineage: Eukaryota; Metazoa; Arthropoda; Insecta; Diptera; Drosophilidae.
UGGUGUUGUAUAAGUAGAUAUUUUGGUGCUAAGUCGCCUGUUUUGGCAUUUUGUGUACUAAAAAGUUCGCCAAGUUCUCGUCAUCGUUCGAUAUAUAGAGGGAAUCGCUUCAGUAUAACGUCGCCUAGCCCAAUAUCGUGGAAUAUGUAAAAAUAAAGGCAUAUAUAAACGAGAGAGUGAAAGCAAACAAAGCCGAGGAGGCCUACAAAUCACGCAGCAGCUCCCGCAUCAACCCAGCAAAGACAACACCACGGAAAAUGUAUCUUUCGGGCAAUAUCCGUGUAACACAUUUUUUCAACGCCACAGAAUCGAGUGCGUGAGUGAGUUCCGCAGAUAUGUAGACACACUUGGCCACUUUCGGAGUGCUUCCUGGCCAAAUUCAACCGUUCGAAGACAAAUAAAUUGAGUUGGAAAGGCGGCGAUGGCUCGGUGAAAAACUAUGGCCUUCAAAGUCCCACCCAGUUAGAAGGAUUCGUUCGUGUGCGUGUGUGUCCAUAGGCAAUUUAAUAACCAAAGUCUUCGAAAAUGAUGGACUUUUGUGAACUUAUCACAGCUGCCAGAUAAAAUGAGGGCUCUCUUUUUUGCUCAAAUAAAACCCAAGGCGGUAAUGACAGUAAUUGAAACUAUUUGUUAGUACCAAAUCAAACAUGAUCUUUUAAAAUCGCAACAUGGAGCCAAAUCAUUAUUACUGCCGGAGUGCUAUGCAGCAGACGUCGGCGUCGUCAAUUCCCCAACAUUCGUCGAACAAAAUGAACUAUGGGAUGAAUGCAGGGCAGCAGGAGUACGUAGCCUGCGGCUCCAGUCAAUCGCAGUCGGGAUACAACUCCAAGGAUCUGGUGCCGCGGAGCGGGAACAAUAAAUCGCUUGGUGGAAAUGGCAGCGGAAUGGGGAGUCCCUAUGCCGGAUCGGUCUGCAGCAACAGUGGGCAAUGCAGCAAAAGUACUACUGCCAACGCUGGGAACUAUAUCAACAUAAUGACCGUUCCCCUAGGAACUUUGCAGUAUAACCGAAAGAAGCUAACUACUCAGGACUAUGAAUCGCAUUUAUAUUACAACACUACGGAUGUCAAGUGCCGCGAUGAUUACUAUAUAGCCAACAAUGCGGCUGGAGGGAUGCCGCAGCACCAGGGACACCAACCGCAACAGCACAUGCAACAUCAGCAGCAGCAGCAACACCAACAACACCAGCAACACCAGCUCCACCAGCAACACCAACAACACCAACAACACCAGCAGCAGCAGCAGCAGCAUCAGGCCAACUUUCUCCACAUCCAGCAAUCGCUUCAGCACAACCACCAGAUGAGCCACCCAGAACCAAUCCAUCAGUUGCCGCAAUUACAGGCCUCGCAGGUCACCGAUCCGCCAGAUGCCUUCGACAACUGUGCUGCGAUCUUCCCCAGCGCCAGCGGCAGUGGUCGCGUGGCAGCCACUCAGACCCAUCAGAAUAGCACCGGUGUGGUUACGUGCGGCGACCAGCAGACGCCAGUGUCGCUGGGCUCCAUGGCAGUGCCCCCGAUCAUGUACACCGUUCACCGUGUGGUGACCACCGCCCAAAUCCAGACGGCAGUGGGUAGCACCUUUGCCUCCUCUGCCAGUGUCUCCAGUGUGGUCAGCACGGGGCAGAACGAGGGCGACUGCCUGUCGCCGGCACAGGUGUCCUCGGCAAUGGCCGCCUCCUCGAAUGCCCAGUGUCUCGGGGGACUCGGCGACAUGGGCGCCAACAUGAUGAACAACGCAAGUGCACUUUGUCCCCUGUCUGACCUGAGAAGUCCUUCUGGCGUGCUAACCAACACCUCAUUCAUGCCUGGACACCAUAAGUGCAACAAUGCCAAUGAUGCCCAAUCCAAUCCUGCAAUCCAAAAGCGCGUGAUGACCACAAGCUCAACUUCAAAUUUCGCAAAUGCUGGGAAAGCUGCUUCCAACCUGACCCGGGCUCUUCAAAAUGUAAUCCCCACUUGCGUGUAUCUUAUGUCCCGCGUGGCGGUUCACAUGGAGAUUGAGGGCACCUCCCAGUGUCCAUCCCAGGUCAUGCUGGCCGCUGCUCUGGGCUGCGAGGAGCUGGGCAUAUCCAACAAGCUGCUGGCCCAGAGUGUGUUUGGAUUGUGGAUGACAAGUGCUUUAUUGGAAAUGCAGCUCAAGGCCCAUCACUGUCCCUAUAUAGUGAGGGUGGCGUGGCCCAAUCUGCUCCAGAAGUUCAGCAAUAGCAGUCCCAGUGAUCGAAAGUUUGAUGAGCCCAUGAUAGUGUUGAAGAGAAAUGUUUUCUUCUCGAAAAGAGACGAGGAAAAGAUCAAGGAUCAUCGAAUCUUAGAGCUCCUUUAUGAGGAGGCCAGAAACAAUGUGCUAACGGGUAGAUACAUUAUGGAGCCAGUGCAUUCACUGAUGUUGGGUGGCAUACAGGCUCGGAUUGAACUUGGGCCCUAUAAUUCGCAUACCCACACAAUAGGCUUUUUUCGGGAAAACCAAGCUCGUUUCUUGCCACCUCAUGUAGCCAAGAGCUCGACUUGGUUGUGGCUGCCCAUAAGCCAGAAGAAUUCUGCGGAGGUCAAGCUGUUGGAGCAGUUUAAGAGGGUUCCCCAAACAGCAACUACAAGGAAAUUAAUGCGGAAAUAUCUGGAAUUUUGCUGGGCACUGCCCUUUUACGGAGCCGCCUACUUCCAUGGUCAGAUUGAGCAGCCAGUGAGGGGAAUUAUGGCUUUGGUUAACCAAAAGGAUAUGGAGGUUUUAGUUGCGGUUAAUGAAAAGGGAGUGUUUAUCAUUGAUCCGUAUGAAUGUACUCUCUUGCUGGGCUUGCGAUAUGAGGACUUGUCUUGGGACUAUGCCAAGCCCAGUGCCAGUGAUGAUCCCGAAUGUCUGACUUGUAUAUUUCUUCAGUUCGAUGCUGUUGAGAAUGGAAUACAGGUUUCGAAGCUAAUGCAAAUAUUUUCCAAGCAAGCCGCCAUGAUAGACGCACUUAUAUCACAUUUUACGGAUCAAAUACGAAACAAAAAGCAGGAGGGGAACACUCAAGAACCUUUUCACGAUGAGCCAAAUCCUAUUCAGAAUAAUGGAAAUGGAGUGUUAUGCAAUAAGCUGUCUAGAUUGACUUUGGCCACCUUUGACGAGGAGGGAGGUCGCUGCAUUGGGCAAAUGGGAUCAUUAUCUAUAAGCUAUUAACAAUUGUUACUAAUGAUAAACUAGGCAUAAGUUACAGGGGUGUUACAUAAAAAGUUCGUGCAUAUAUUCAUGAUUGUUGAUAAAUUCCCAUAAAUAUACUCACAAGCAAAGUUUUAGCAAAUGGAAUCAACAUAUUCACUCAGUUAUCGACACGAUGAAUUCCACUAAAUUUAAUUGUUUUCUAAUUUUAUCAAGCGUGAUCAGUAUCCGAAUUUUAAUUCUACUAACAUUAGGUUUUAAAAGUAAUUACAUUUUAUUUGUUUAGCUUUUAAUAACACGGCAGAGAUCUCCUUGAAGUCACUUCCAUUUGACUUUUGUUAACUUGCUCAAAACCAAGAUGAAGCAUUUACAUUUUUGUACGAUUUUCCUUUGGCAAUAAUUAAUUUUAAUUUACAAUUAAUGCAAGUAUUCUCCAAAAUGUCCCCCAAGAGUUAUCUGGUUUUAUUUACCUCUAAGGUGUAAGGCAUGUAGCAUAUAAUAAGAUAAAUACAUAUAUCGGUAUGUGCAUUUGACGUAUGCGUUCAGAAUUAGUUUAAUAAGCCUUCGACUGAAACAAAUUAUGUACAUAAUAACAAUAAAGUAUAUGUACAAACUGUAAGGGCAGACUGCCAACAUAGGUUAUGUAUAUAUUUAAAAUUUGUAUGUAUGUAUAAAUUGAGACUUAAAAUAAAUACCGUUCCCUCAUAUUUAUACAGCAAGUAUAUAGAAGAUUACAGUAAUAUUCUUGUGUUUCAACGGCACCACACUUGUGAUUUGUAAUAUUUAUGUUAUUUAACAAGCGCAGUUAAUUAGACAAUUUAAAUAUUAGUUGAUCUUAAUUUAAUCCACAAAGCCUUAAUAAUAAUAAUAAAUAUACUUCAAUUUGCUAGCAACACACCUCUGUACGUUUUCGAUUGUUGAGAAACACCACAUUAUUAUGUUAUUAUUUAAACACAAAUCUUCUUUAAUUUUGCAUACAAAUACAAAUUGUUUAAUAAUACAUAUAAUAAAAUAGUUAUAAUAUACGACAACACGGAAAUUAAUCAAUACAUGUAGGUGUAAUCUAAUAAAUUAUAGUUAAUAGACCAUUUAUUUAAAUAUGUGUAAAUCAAACAUAAAUACU